GGGGAGGUCUCUAGACACCACCAAGGGCUGACUUGUCUCUGCUGAUACUUCAUUUGUCCAUGAACCUGGGUGUCUUUAGUGUAGCAGGAGCAAUGGUAGAGGCAGUCCUGAGACGUGGGAUAUACUUGCUGUUUAGUCCUGUCCCUGGAGCAGUUCCAGCAGGGCCAGGGCAACCAGAUGGUGUUCUUCUGGGACCAGACCCGUGAUCAGAAAUGCUGUCACCCAGCAGCUUGUGCUUGCAAAGCGUCUCAUCUAGGAGCAGAUUGGGCAGAAGAUCAAGUGGUGGCUCCUUUAGGAUGCUCCUGCCUCCAUACAGCUCUGGUUCCUGGAGCUGCUGGGUCAGUCUCCCUGUGCCCCAGCACUAACUACUUGGCUCUGGGGUCCGGGCAGUGGCAAGGGAAGAUAGGCUGAGCCGACCUUUCUUCCUUACUUGUUUCUGGCUUCACGGACCGCUGUGGUCUCCUUCUUCCCUGCAGGACUGCGUUUUCUUGGAGGGGUUUGUCUCCUUUGGUUCUUAUAUGUUUUAAGAUAUUUUUAGUUGUGCUUCAGGCUUUCACACAGAGGAUCUUUAAGACUGGAACUAGUGACAAUGUGGUCUGUAGGCAUCUGGUAAGGAGGGGUGGGUGCAAUGGCCAAAUACUGUUUGAGGGAGAGAGAAACCAUGAGAAAGAGGGCUCCAGGUGGGGCUUGGGGAGCAGCCAACAUGUUUUGUGAGAUAAAGAGGGUCUGCCCGUGUGGGGUGUGCAGAUAGGGAAAGGAGGGGUCACGGGCAGUGGGAGAAAUGAGCAAGACCCAGCCCUUUGCUUGUGCUUGAGGCUGAAGGGUGGCUGCAAAAUUUGGGAGCAGGGUUGGGGCUACCCCCGAGCCAGAGGGGCUGGGGUGGCCUUUCCCACCUCUUGGGCCCCAGGGGUGAGCGGACGGGGGGCGCACGGGAGCGGGGGGCUCGCUCCCUCGGCAGCCUGCCCGUCAUCCCAGGAGCCCCUCGUGAAAAAGCCACGCGCAGAAGCGAUCGCCAGCCGUGGGGCUGGAGCUGGGGAGUGCAGCAGCUGCCAGGUUAAAAGGAGGCCACAGGCAGAUUUCUGUUCUAGUUUUGCAGUUACUGGAGAAAGGGGUUUUUUUUCGCUCUGCAGAAGGAAACUCUAGGGAUGGCUGUGGGGCGAGGGAUGAAAUGAGGUAUUUUGAGGAUAGUGUUUCGUUCGUUAUUACGCUGUUUGUGAGUCUCUUGUGAUUUGGAGCUACCUUGUCACAUAUUCAUUAAAAAUCUGAUGCAUCUGUUUAAAUUUGAUACGGAAUUUAAGGAGGAUGAAGGAUAAAAUUUUCAUAAAACCUGAGGUCUUGAGAAUCAUUCUGCCUGGGAAGAGAGUUGUGUAGGGCAGAGAUGUGUGUGCUGGAGCAGAUUAUCUCGCUGUGCUGCCUGCUGCCUCCAUAGUGUGACCCACUCUCUUGACCUGUGUUCAAGCAUGUAUCACAGUUGCAUACUCUGUAAUCUCAGGAGCCUUCCCGGUCCUGACAGAGCCCCGUGAGCUAAUUGGGUGCUCACGUGUGAGUUAAUUGGGUGCUCAUGCGUGAAUGCCGUAAACCCUGCACUUUAUGCCUGAUACACCACUUCAUGUGUCUGAUUAGACUCUCUCUAAUAGAUUCAGCCUAUGGGCAGUCCACAUCCCGUCCUCCCAUCAGUGCACAACUAUGGGAUCCUCCCAGAAAGAGCACGCUUCAGUUUGGAUCCCAGCUUGCUGCUGGAUCUCCUCUUGAUGAGGUACAUUAGCUCUUUUAGCCAGGCUGCUGGAAGGUCCUGGCUUACGUCAUUUUCCACCUCAGAGCUCAUUCUGUUCCCCCUUUAGCCCCAAGACGGUGUCCACCCUUCUUGGUUAAAGUAACGGUCAUUUCAUGUCCUUGUAUAUGCACGUGCCUCUGUUAGACUGGGAGUCACUUCUUACAGUACUGGUUAAUAAACAACUCUUAUCUCAGUGACGGUUAAACUAUUCCUCUCCCUUUGGUAUUUUAUCAGAUGCUAUGUUCUGUAUGUUUGCCUAGCUCAGCACUCUACUGUACAUUUUAGUGAGAUGUGAUGGUGAUUGAUCCCUUAACCACAUGCAGAAUUUAUUUAUUAGUUUCUUAAGCUGGGUUUUUGGUGGGAGGAUGUAGCAGCCGGGCAGGUAUUUAUUUUGGAUGACUGGUAAGGACCCAAGUUCUCAUUGCUCAUGUAAACGCUUAAGAAAUUAAAAAUUUAACCAGGUGCUUUGCCAUCAUGUAGAAGCUGAAGAAAGGCUUUAAUACUUGACAGUGAGAGACUAUAGCUCUGUCACCUUGGAAGCUGUAAUGUGACUUCCUGCUAUAACAUGUUUCAUUAUGAACAUUUUGUGAUGGGGGGGAGAGAAUGAAGCCUGGGGGCAAAACUGAGACGGGGGCUUCCCCAGAGGAUGCAUUACCCGGAAAGCAGCUAAGGAAGGAUCUCGUGUUAGUGCAGCUGCUGGUUUCUGACCCGAGAGCUGCUGCCGGCGAGCAGCUGACAGGAGGGAGGAGAUGAGCCUUUCGCUCUGAAGGGGUUGGUGUGUCAGGUUUCCAUGCAGAGCACGUGUGGAUAAUGCGAGCUGCAAACGCUGCUGCCUGCUCCAGCCACCGGUACAGAGCGAGCCAGGAGCAUGGGGCAGGUGGCUUGGAAGGGUUUAUUUCUAUCGCUUUUUGAUUAUAAAACGGAGAAAUACGUCAUUGCAAAGAACAAGAAGGUGGGGAUUCUCUAUCGAGUGGUGCAGCUCUCCAUCCUGGCUUACCUGGUGGGGUGGGUGUUUGUUGUCAAGAAAGGCUAUCAGGACACAGACACAUCCCUCCAGAGCUCUGUCAUCACCAAGCUGAAAGGAGUAGCUUUCACCAACACUUCGGAGCUGGGGGAGAGGCUGUGGGAUGUUGCAGACUACGUCAUCCCUCCACAGGGUGAAAACGUCUUCUUUGUCAUGACGAAUCUGAUUGUGACCCCAAACCAGAGGCAAGCCACAUGUCCUGAGGUAGGAAGAACUGAGCCCCUUGGCCCCCAGACCCCUACAAAACUGGGGAGUGGCAGCAUUCCCGAUGCCCUGUGUUACAAGGAUGGGGACUGCCUGGCAGGGGAAGCAGUGGUGGCUGGCAAUGGGGUUAAGACUGGCCGUUGUUCGAAAGACAGGGACAGCAUCGGAGGGACUUGUGAGAUACUGGCCUGGUGCCCAGUGGAGAAAAGAUCCAAGCCCAAGAAACCACUUCUCGCCAGUGCAGAAAACUUCACUGUUUACAUCAAGAACUCGAUCCGCUUCCCCAAGUUUAAGUUCUCCAAGAUGAAUGUGCUGGCAACCGACAAUGAGUCCUACCUGAAGACCUGCCGCUACAGCACGGAGCAUCCCUACUGCCCCAUCUUCCUCCUGGGGAACAUUGUCCGAUGGGCUGGGAGCGACUUCCAGGAAAUGGCCUCGGAGGGUGGUGUGAUAGGAAUUCAGAUUGAAUGGAACUGUGAUCUUGAUAAAGCCCCUUCUGAAUGUAAUCCUCACUAUUCUUUUAGCCGGCUGGAUAACAAGUUUGCAGAAAAGUCCAUCUCUUCUGGGUACAACUUCAGGUUUGCCAAAUAUUACCGGGAUGCUGAGGGGGUCGACUACCGGACGCUCAUUAAAGCGUAUGGAAUCCGCUUUGAUGUGAUGGUGAAUGGCAAGGCAGGGAAAUUUAACAUCAUUCCCACCAUUAUCAAUAUCGGUUCGGGGCUUGCUCUCAUGGGAGCGGGAGCUUUCUUUUGUGACCUGGUGCUGCUGUAUCUGAUUAAAAAGAGUAAUUUCUAUCGAGGCAAAAAAUAUGAGGAAGUAAAGUCCAGUUCCAGGAAAUCAUUAUCUAGCCCUACGCUGAAUGGGAAUCAGAGCCCUGACCAGCUCGGUGGGCUCUAGGCACAGCGAUGGGUCUGCCAGCUGGACUCAUGUUCCAGGAAAACCACGCAGGUGUGAAAUCACACCCAGACUGGGAGGUGGAGACACCCCAGAUCAGGUCUACUGUCUAUUAUUGGGAUUUCCAGAGGGAAAAAAAAAGUCCUUUAAAGAACACCCUUCUUACCCUGAGAUGUUCUCUGGUAUCCUGAGCUUGCAACAGUGUGUCAUCGUUAUGGAUUUAUAAAAGGAUUUUUAUAAAAGGAAAAAGAAGGCACCAAACAAAAGUUUUAGUAUCUGUUGAUAAAUAUAUCUGUACCUACGUCAGUAGCCAGUGUUAUCCCGUGGCUGUGCUUUGCUUCCAUGUGCAAAAGAGCAGUGAUGUGAAACACCACUGGCACUUUGAGGAGGGCUGAGGCCCUGAUUCAACUCGUCUCCUGCUCGACUGGCUUGCAGCCACCGCUUCCAACUCUCGCUUGUGUUAGAUGUAAAGCAGCAGGACUGCUCUUGUCGGGAAGUGCAAUGAAAUGCAGCAUUUCAGCAGCUCUCUGAGCCUGAGGGAAAGGGACUUGUUAUCCUACAACGCCCGUGCUGACUGGGCCUGUGUCACAGUGGGGGCAAUUACUCUUACUGCAGUGUGUGAGUAAGCAUUAGGGCCAGAAACGGUGCUCAUCCAGGAAAAGCCUUCGCAACAGCCGCAACAAGGUGCUCUGCUCGUCUCAGGAACAGCAGGAGAAGGUCCUGCGCAGCUCUGAACGGGGAAUCAGUUCAGCCACGGCUGGGUCCCAGCUACCUCACUGCUACCCACCAUCUCCGUUUGUAGUUGGCCCAGAGAACCGACAUUUCAGAGCACGGAACAGGUAACAGCAGGCAGAGGAGUAUUUUGAGGCAAGGCAGGGAUAGAUGGUUUUGUGGUUCAUAGUGGGGGGGUGGAGAAAGGGGGUUAGCGCACUGGAAAGCAACG
Messenger RNA from Haliaeetus leucocephalus (bald eagle), 4839 nucleotides. It is a transcript of the gene P2RX5, whose product is annotated as purinergic receptor P2X, ligand-gated ion channel, 5. Gene Ontology annotation, molecular function: purinergic nucleotide receptor activity; ATP binding; extracellularly ATP-gated monoatomic cation channel activity. The record is from RefSeq and is a predicted model, not a curated record. Gene Ontology annotation, cellular component: plasma membrane; nuclear inner membrane. Bases 2643 to 3899 code for a protein of 418 amino acids. Gene Ontology annotation, biological process: monoatomic cation transmembrane transport; response to ATP. NCBI's taxonomy places the organism in Eukaryota, Metazoa, Chordata, Aves, Accipitriformes, Accipitridae. The transcript is spliced from 12 exons.